AUGUCAAGCUCCUUCGAAAAGUCCGUCAAGGGCGCAACGAAGAUCAAGAAUGCUCCCCCAAAAACGAAAUACAUCGAACACAUUCUCGUAGCUACCCAUUCCGGCGAAGCUGGUGUCGGCGAGGUCUUUCGCGCUCUCACAUACCGUCUCCGCGAUUCAACAUGGACCGUCGUCUUCAAAAGUCUAAUUACUGUUCACCUGAUGAUCAGAGAGGGAUCUCCUGAUGUCACGCUCGCCUUCCUCUCGACGCAUCGCAAUGUGCUAGCCAUUAGCAGCUUUACAGACGCACAAAUCCAAGGACGAAACAUUCGACAUUAUGCCCACUAUCUAGCUGAGAGAGCUCGCGCAUACGAAAAGACCAAGACGGAUUGGGUGCGCGCUUCUGAGUCAAGACUUGAGAAGCUUUCGGUUGAGAAGGGAUUGUUAAGGGAGACGGAAAUCGUACAACACCAGCUCGAGGCUUUACUAAAAUGCGACGUGAUGGAGAACGAGCCAGAGAACGAAAUCACCAUAACCGUUUUCCGGCUGCUUGUCUUGGAUCUAUUGGCACUAUUUCAGGUUCUCAACCAAGGGCUCAUCAGCAUUCUCGGUAUGGCUGCCCCUCCCCCUCUGUCUCAGCCCGCCACUUUGACUAACGUUUCACCCCCUUCAGGAAACUUUUUCGAGAUGUCAAAGGUGGAUGCCGAACGUGCUAUGGCCAUUUAUCGGAGAUUCACGAAGCAAACAGACUACGUCGUUCAAUAUCUGAGCGUAGCUCGUCAGCACGAACACCACACCCGAGUCGAGGUGCCCAAGCUCAAGCACGCUCCUGUCAACCUUGGACGCCAGCUGGAGGAGUAUCUUCACGAUCCCGAUUUUGAGGUCCACCGAAGGCAAUACCUGGCCGAGCAGGCUGUGAAGAAGAUUGGCGGAGGUUCAAGCUCGAAGCAAGGAGGUCUCAGCAAGAAGAAGAGCACCGAUUUCCCCGAACCAGCGAGCAACAACCCCUUUCCCAAGAUCACGGCCUCUUCGAGUGGGAACAGGGCACCCGAGUCGAAACCACAAGCUAACAAGGGCCCUGAUCCCGAUCUGAUCGACUUCUUUGACUCUAUCGAGCAGAAUCAGACACCGAUGAGCAUGAACCCUCAGCCUCAACAACAGGCUUUCCAGCAGCAGCCGACAGGCAUGCCGUUUCAACAGAACGGAUUCGCCCCUCAGCCUACUGGAUUUGCCUCCAACAGUCCAUUCCAACAACCUCAGCAGACUGGGUUCAUGCAGCCGCAGCAACCUCAGAUGCAGCAACCCCAUAUCCAACUACAGCCCGAUUUUACCGGAGCCGGUUUCGGAGGCUUCACUCCUCAACCACAAGCCUUCCAACCAAGCUCGCUCGCACCCAUUCCUCAGGAUUCAAUGGCCAGUUUUACUAAUGCUGCCCCUCAAAUCCAACAACCUGUUCAGAACGGAUCACCUCAGGGCCUCCAACCAAUGCAAACAGGAAGCACCAACCCCUUCCGCCAGUCUAUGCUCAUGGCUCAACAAACAGGCCUUCCAUCAUCUGCUACAACACCCGCUCUAAACCGCCAAUCUACAAACCCAUUCGCUCGAACAUCACCACAGCAAAACACCUCUCCUUUCGCCCAAGCUUCAAACUCGCCUUUCCAAUCACCAUCUCCUCAACAGCCACAGCAACAACCUGCUCUCCAACCUACACCAACCGGCACAAACCCCUUUGCACGCAACUCCACGAUGCCAGCGCCAAACCAAGAACAGCGUCCGCAAACAGCGGGUGCUGCUCUCGCCCCUCAACCAACCGGUACUACCAACCCCUUCCGAAACGGCGCCUUUGUCAAUCACAACACAGGCAUGGGAUGGCAAGCCAACCAGCAGCCCAUCGGAGGAGGCCUCGACCAACUUCCGACAGUACCUGUAUUCCCUCGACCUGCUCAACAGACACCGUGGCAGCAAUAA
This is a messenger RNA of Fusarium subglutinans, 1947 nucleotides long. Its product is annotated as ENTH domain protein. Gene Ontology annotation, biological process: vesicle budding from membrane; clathrin coat assembly; clathrin-dependent endocytosis. Gene Ontology annotation, cellular component: clathrin-coated vesicle; clathrin-coated pit. Lineage: Eukaryota; Fungi; Ascomycota; Sordariomycetes; Hypocreales; Nectriaceae. The transcript is spliced from 4 exons. Bases 1 to 1947 code for a protein of 648 amino acids. Gene Ontology annotation, molecular function: phosphatidylinositol-4,5-bisphosphate binding; 1-phosphatidylinositol binding; SNARE binding. The record is from RefSeq and is a predicted model, not a curated record.